Messenger RNA from Xenopus laevis (African clawed frog), 1229 nucleotides. RefSeq names its product FA complementation group L L homeolog (gene fancl.L). Gene Ontology annotation, cellular component: cytoplasm; Fanconi anaemia nuclear complex; nucleus. The record is from RefSeq and is a predicted model, not a curated record. Gene Ontology annotation, molecular function: ubiquitin protein ligase activity; ubiquitin-protein transferase activity. Lineage: Eukaryota; Metazoa; Chordata; Amphibia; Anura; Pipidae. Bases 92 to 1105 code for a protein of 337 amino acids. Gene Ontology annotation, biological process: interstrand cross-link repair; DNA repair; protein monoubiquitination. The transcript is spliced from 13 exons.
UUUUGAGGCGCGCUUUCAGUUUCCAGAGAGGAAGUCUAUCUCGUGUGACGUGAUAAUAGUUGCAACGGGGCGGGUUAUAGUUGAUACCACAAUGUCGGCGGGGGGAAUGCUGCGCCAGUGUCCUCUCCUCAUACCCCAGGAUCUACAAGGGAGAGUGUACGAUGGAUUCCUCAGCAUACAAGAUAAGGAUUUUCGGCUCAGGGUCAUUUUGCCUGAAGAUUUACAGCUGGCAAAUGCAAAGAUAGAGUGCAGCUGGAAGUUAAAGAAAGUUCUGCAAGCUUAUGAUCAGAUUGUGAAGCAGAGGCUACAACAUAGUGUUAACCUCGAAAGCUUUAUGAUGGAGCUAAAGACCAUUUUGGAAGCCGCUCUGAAGAAUACAAAUGCAAUGCAGACACCACCAGCUCCCCAGUAUUAUUCCUGCCUUGUUAAAGACAUUGAGAGCCUUGGCUGGGAUAAAUUGUCCUUUGUGGAUACUGAAUUGAGUAUGAUCCAGUUAAAAAUCGAGGAUACAUCUGGACGUGAUCAUUUAGUCACACUCAAACUAAAUGCUAAGUACCCUUAUGAAGCUCCUGAUUGCUCUGUUGACUUUCCAAUUCCUUUCACCAUAUCCUGGACACCACAGAGUUCCCUGCUGAACAUUUAUAAGCAAGUCUCCUCCGCACUGGAGUCAUUGAAAGGUUUUUGGGAUGCUUUAGAUGAAAUAGACCAGAAAACGUGGGUGUUGGAACCCGAAAAGCCCAUGCGCAGUUCUACUAUGAGACGGAUUGUGAUUGGUAACAAUGUAUCCAUUACAAUAGAUGUGGACCCUAAGCACCCAGCAAUGCUUCCGGAAUGCUAUUUCCUUGGAGCUGAGCACGUGGUGAAUCCAUUAAGAGAGAAACUGAAUUUAAAUAUUCACUUAUGGAUUUCAGCAUGGAUUGUGGCAUAUGUUACGCCUAUCGACUGGACUCUGCCAUACCAGAUCAAGUGUGCGACGACCCCCGUUGUGGGCAGCCUUUCCAUCAAGCCUGUCUGUAUGAGUGGCUCAGAGGUUUGCCCUCCAGCAGACAAAGCUUCAACAUUAUAUACGGCGAAUGUCCCUACUGUAACAAGCCCAUUACCCUAAAAAUGUCGAACAAGAAAUCGUGACGCAUUCAGAAGUUUCCUGUCGGACAGAGAUGAUUUGAGAAAUCGGCUGAAUCCAUCAAAACCCAUAAAAUACAAUGUAAAUUGUCAGCAAAAGCACAGGA